AUGCUAGUCGGUCGCUCCAAACUGUCCGGCGCACAACAGAGCUGGAGACCAGCAGUUUGCGGUGUGCUGGAGUUCGGAAUGCGCAAACAGGGCGAAUUAUUUGUUCUGUUGAUCCAAUAUCUUCCACCCUUCACUGCCAUGGCGGCGUCCCAUGCUGCACCUAAUGUAGAGUCCAAACCCUAUCAGCGAUCCGCCGUGUCCGGGACGUGUACCAACAACCCAGCCGGAUUGCCGGAUGGCGGUAUCCUGCUGAAUCUUCCGGCGCUUCUUCUUCGUGCUCGUCCGAAGCUAUUAAAAGACAACAACCGACUAUUUCCCGAGGAGAAGUGUAUUACCCCAAGAAUCGUGAUGUCGUUCGGAGACAGAGCACAAGCAGCGAGCGAGAGCAGAUGGAUGGCUCUGAGGACACCAGCUAACAUGGCUUCGUCAAGUGCUGGUCCAAAGUAUGAGUCCUACCCUCCGAUGCAAAGGCUACAGAGGCAUUCUGCAGACUCCUUAAGCACUUCAAGCUGCCCCAAUAGCCGGUAUUCGAGCCAGCUCAUCAGGACACCGGCGCUCUAUUACGGCUGCGUGGGCCCUCGGAACCAAGUGGUAGCCGAGCAAAGUCGCGUGAUGGUCCAACACCCGACGGCCUUUCGGUACGCCACCAGCAAUACGCCAGUCUUGGUUGUGCCCCAGGUCUCGCAUCGGAAGACGGUCUCCACCAUGGAUUCCACGAUCGUGCAACGAGGCCCGGCGGAGUGGGCAUUCCAACGUGCCUCAAGAGGGCCUGAUGUCGAACAAGAUGUGUUUAAUCAACCUCAUAACCCGAUCGACCACGACCGCCCAACGAACCUCAGGAUUACGACGGAAUUCGGUUCAUCAAGAGCAAGAUCAGCUACCGAGUCAGGCCAUCAACACGGGCUGCCGGAAUCAUUCAGAAUCUUGAUCACUAAGAACUUCGAUCUAUUUUACUUUAUCAGCCUUCCCGAAGGCAUCCUUGCCGCUUCCAUAGUCGACAAGAUCUUUGCACGGUAUGAAAUCCCGCAACAGGAACGAUCCAGUUGGAGUAUCUUUCGCGUGAGCGGAGUUCAGCCAGUGGGCCACGCCCUCGAUCCACUGGAGAUGUGGCAAGAAUGUCUUGCAGGGUUAGCGGCAGAUCGCGAGAAAGUGUUGAUGUUCAUCAUCCUUCCUUCAAGCUCCAACCCCGAGCUCAUGUCCAGUCAUCUCGGAGGCCUACUCAACUCGACUGACUGUCCGCCUGAAUAUGAGGAGACUAUACCGUCGGCCUCCCAAGUCUUUAGUCCCGAGCACCCCCUCUCCGGGCUGUCAUCCGCGCCCCAGCCGCACGGGUUGGAGGAAAUCCACGCCGAUCUCGCCGAACAGCCACAUCCGGAUCCAGCAUGCACGGAUGAAGUCCAAAGCCCAAGGGAUGCGCCUCCGCGAGGGGACAUCGGCCGAAGAGUGAGCUUCAUCCACGCCGAGCAUGUCCCUUCUAUCCGCAACUAUCCGGUCACACCCCCGAUCAGAAUAUCUGAGCUGGAAUCUUCGCCUGGAGGUGAUCGAGGAGCCUUCUCUUCCCAACAAGGCUCUAGUCGGUGGCUCCCUUGGCACAGUCCGCCCUUUGGGUCGUUGGAUUACUCGGUCAACGAGAACGGCCCGGAAAGUCCCUUUCAGUAUGCCGGUAGCUUGUCACCUGGUCAUUCUCAGCGGCCAGACUCAUCUCACCUUUCCGAAUCAUCUUCUGACCGUAUUUUGCAACCACUUUAUCCGAGAAAGCCUGGUUCCCAGUCUGCUUUACAGCUGUUUCCUGCGACCCAUGCAGCCCUCGACAAUCAAAACAAGAGUUCGAGCAAGGUGGCAUGCCAAACUCAAUGCAGAUCCGACAUGGGGUCGGAUAAAUCAUCAGCGCCAAUGGAGAGGAGUGAACCGAUUGAAGUCGACCAUUCGAUCCGCUCUUCUCCUGCUCCUCCUGAUUUAGAAUUGUCGUCAAGCAAACAGACCUCAACGGAUAGCAGUCAAUCAAAUCUUGGCGGUCCUUCAUCCGGAGAGUACGAGGAAGAGGAAGGUAACUUGAGCGAUGGCAAAGAGUCCUUCUCAACCUGCCCAUUGAGUGAUUUCCCGCCCCUCCAGGAAAAUGGUCAAGCUGAAGAUUCAAACACCAGCCAAACUGAUCGCUCCGAGACGUCGGAGCCUGAUCCGAACAGCAACGUGACGUGGUUGGAUGAGCUUCUUGCAGACGCAUUCAGCUCCAAACUUGAUGAUGCUAUCGAAGAUACAUUUUUCAGCCCCCGCACCGAAGUGAACACCAUUACGCCUUCGUCAUCAGCUGAAGAUCUGAGUGAUGAAUCUCUUCUCGAGAAUCCCAGCGCAACGACUCCAGAAAUCCGGCCUUCAGAUAGCCAAUUAAAUCAUCCUUCCCUUGAUUCCACUCCAGAUUGCCCCACCGAGGUCAUUGGCAAUGUUAAGGAGGACGGUGAUGGUUUUCCAUAUUUCGAAGCCGGAUCAGAAGACGACCUGGUUUCGGAUGGCUUCCAGGUCCCAAUGAAGAGUGGCACAGUAAUAGAAAGGGACUAUGGUGCGCAUGAGGCCCACCUCCCACCGUACGAUAGCGCCGGUCACGAUCAACGGACCAAGCAACCUCCCACAGAAUCCGAACCAGAGGAACCUGAACAGACCGUGAGGAAGGCUCGAUCCGAAGAGAACAUUUUUGCGGAUCGACGUUGCUGGGCCACACGACCAAACAUUGAGAAAGUGUGCGACCACCUAGAGACGUCCUUCCCAAACCACAACAUCGACCAGCCGAUCGUCCGCAUCUUGAAGCAUCCGCAAAAUAGCCAUCAAUGCCAAAAACAAUCUUCCUCACAACGUGUCUCGAGGGUUCUGUCCAUCAGAUCGACUGUGAGCUCACGAAAACAGAGACGCCAUCAACCCAGCCUUGCACCCAGCCUUGCAACGGUGGACUCUCCACGAGCCACUCAUCUGCCGGAAUCCCCAGUUGGAUCCAAUGAGGUCCCUCUAUACUCUUCUCCCCGAAACAGCAUCAAAUUGUGGGGGUUCAAGACAGAGGAAAUCUUACCCGGGAGCCAGGCAGAAGUCGCUCCCGAUCCUUCCGGUCAAGAAAGUCCCUUUGCGUCUCAGAAAUGGGUCAAGGGGAAGCUGAUAGGAAGUGGAAGCUUCGGAAGGGUUUACUUGGCUCUUAAUCUUACUAACCAGGCAAUGAUGGCUGUGAAGCAAGUCAAAACCGGAGACCGGAACUCCAACAGACCGUCCGUUAAACCAGCCUUAGAAUCAAUCAAGUUAGAGAUACGUUUCUUGAAGGAUUUGGAACACCCCAGUAUCGUCCAAUAUUUAGGAUUCGAAGACACUCCGGAGCAUUGCAAUAUAUUUCUUGAAUAUGUCGAGGGCGGAUCGAUUGGAAGCUGUGUCGGUAAACAUGGGAAAUUAGAACGGGAUGUGGUCAAGUCGUUUACGAAGCAAAUUCUGGAGGGACUUGCAUAUCUCCACAGUUGCAACAUUAUGCACCGAGACCUCAAAGCUGACAACGUGUUGGUGGACUUGAUGGGGAGAUGCAAGAUCUCGGACUUCGGGAUCUCGAAACGGUCGCACGAGGCCUAUCAGACCUCCCAGUACACGCCCAUGCAAGGCACCGUAUUUUCCAUGGCUCCGGAGGUCUUCGAUCAGAAGAUGGGCUGCCGCUAUAGCGCCAAGGCUGACAUCUGGUCCUUGGGCUGUCUUGUUUUGGAAAUGCUUUGUGGAUCGCGAGCCUGGCAUGGCUUAGGCUGUCUGCAAAUCAUUUACAAGGUCGGCAUCGAGAGACGUACACCGGAAAUCCCUCAGGAGCUCCAAACCUGCAAGUUUCAAAGCCACUUCUUGAAAAAAUGCCUGGAGAUUCAGCCCUCUUCGCGACCAACUGCUCGUAGACUCAUCGACCACCUCUUCGUCGAGCUUGACCCUGAGUGGGACUUUCAAAAAUCUGAACUGUUUAAGGUGCUUUGA
Messenger RNA from Puccinia triticina, 3978 nucleotides. RefSeq lists its product as uncharacterized. Gene Ontology annotation, molecular function: ATP binding; protein kinase activity. The transcript is spliced from 11 exons. NCBI's taxonomy places the organism in Eukaryota, Fungi, Basidiomycota, Pucciniomycetes, Pucciniales, Pucciniaceae. The record is from RefSeq and is a predicted model, not a curated record. Gene Ontology annotation, biological process: protein phosphorylation. The coding region runs from base 1 to 3978 and encodes 1325 amino acids.